AUGAUAAUGAUGAGUUUGAUGAAUAGUCGAGUCUACCUGUUAAAAUUCCCCAUACUUUCAUUGAAAAGGCUGCUUGCUACUUAUAAGAAGAAUCCACAGAUCUUCAUACAUGAGAAAGCUCCGCAUACAUUCAAUUUUUCUCUUUCGAGGCAGCCACAUUCCAUUCCCAUUGGGUCGUCGCAGUCUACUGACCCUACAUCCUCCAACUUUAUUCCUAAUGCCAAAUUUGAAACUAUUUUGGAGAAUGCAAUGGCUAACAAAGUGUAUGAUGACUUUACGUUUAUAAUGGAGGCAGGUACAAAUGCCAAUUCGUUUAUGCCGAUAUAUGACUUUAGAGAGAUUCCCAAAUAUUCAAGGACCCCCUAUAUUGAGGAUGUGUUUGGAUACGUACAAGUUGACGAUAAGGGUCAGAUUGUUCCAAACAGUUGGCAAAGAAAUAGCAUGUAUGAAAUCUGCAGUGGAAAGACUGGGUUGUGCAAAUUUAGUGAUUAUAUGUAUGAGGUUCUACAAGAGCAAUGCGAGAAAGUGAAAGAGAACUAUAAUGAUUAA
Messenger RNA from Lodderomyces elongisporus, 549 nucleotides. RefSeq lists its product as uncharacterized. The transcript has a single exon. Bases 1 to 549 code for a protein of 182 amino acids. The record is from RefSeq and is a predicted model, not a curated record. Lineage: Eukaryota; Fungi; Ascomycota; Pichiomycetes; Serinales; Debaryomycetaceae.